Molecule: messenger RNA, 1329 nt
Organism: Drosophila suzukii
Lineage: Eukaryota; Metazoa; Arthropoda; Insecta; Diptera; Drosophilidae
Gene: MP1
Product: Melanization Protease 1
Biological process (GO): proteolysis
Molecular function (GO): serine-type endopeptidase activity
Source: RefSeq, a predicted model, not a curated record
UCCCAGCCACAGUCAGUGUGUUUUCAGCAGGCGCCCAGUCAACGGAUCGUUCUUCCACGUACAUUUGCGUAGUGCAGCCAAGAAGCCAAGAUAUCACCAUGAAACCAAACUUUUUUCUGGUCGUUCUAGUGGGGCUCUUGGUGGGAGCAAGCAGCACAUUAGCACAAGAGAUCUUUGGGUAUUGCACAACGCCAGAUGAGAGCAGCGGCACCUGCAUCGCCCUGAGGGAAUGUGGGUAUCUCUUCGAACUGGUUCAACGCGGAGCGGUUUCUGACCAAGACCGACGAUUUCUACGAAACAGUCAGUGUGGUUUCCGCAAUGGACAGGUCCUUAUUUGCUGUGCAAAUAGCCGCAUGCGUGUUAGUCCUUCAAGACUCCCCGGAAACAGUCUACUGCCUCAGGCCCCCAAUUGUGGCGAAAAUUUUGGAGACCGUGUCGUGGGCGGCAAGGAGACAGGCAAGCGCGAGUUCCCUUGGAUGGCGCUAAUUGAGUACACGAAGCCCGGUAACUUGAAAGGUCACCACUGCGGCGGAUCUCUGAUAAACAAUCGAUACGUGCUCACGGCAGCACACUGCGUCUCGGCCAUCCCCAGCGACUGGCAGCUGACUGGAGUGCGCCUGGGCGAAUGGGACGCGAGCACCAAUCCGGAUUGCACCACCGGCAAAAACGGUCGGCGGGACUGCAACGAGCCCUACAUCGACUGCCCUGUUGUAGAGCGGAUUCCGCACCCACAGUACCCGGGAAACUCCCGUGACCAGUUAAAUGACAUCGCGUUGCUGCGACUGCAGGAUGAAGUUCAGUACACUGACUUUAUCUCACCAGUGUGCUUGCCCACUCUGGCGUCGCAACGCAACGAUAUUUUUCUGGGCCGCAAGGUUGUGGUGGCCGGAUGGGGUCGUACCGAGACGAACUUCACGUCCAACAUUAAGCUAAAGGCGGAGUUGGAUCCGGUGUCGACCGAUGUCUGCAAUCAGCGCUACGCCAGCCAACGCAGGACUGUCACUGCCAACCAGAUGUGCGCCGGGGGAGUGGAGGGUGUCGACUCCUGUCGCGGUGACUCCGGAGGGCCUCUCUUGCUUGAGGACUAUUCCAAUGGAUAUUCUAACUACUAUAUUGCCGGAGUGGUGUCCUACGGACCCACGCCCUGCGGCUUAAGGGGAUGGCCGGGAGUGUACACAAGGGUGGCGGCGUACUUGGACUGGGUAGAGAACAAUGUUAGGCCCUAGUCCAAGCUUAUAUAAAUUACCAGUGUUGAGACAUGCCACAGCAAAUAUCAAUUUUUAAUACAAGGAAAAUUAUACAAUAAAUAAAGUUAUCUUGUGUAAAUUA